UAAGAAGUACAGUAGGAUCCUAUCAUGGCCACCAAAGUCAUCGGCGAACACAUUCUCAAGGACAACCAAAAUAGCUGUCUGAAUCCAAAAAAAUCAAGACAAAAGUCAAACCUUUAGACCCACUCUAAAGCCACUUUUUUACAAAAAUUCCUCUAAAAAACUCAAAAGAUUUUUCCAAGAAUCUUUUUUAGUCCGUCCAAAAAAUUCCAGUUCAGAUACAAAUAUGGCGAAAAGGAGGAAAACAUAAAGUCAUUCUAAAGCCGCGUAUUUUGGCUCACUAACCAUUUCAAGUUGACUCCAGAUGGCGGCGCUCCUGACUCACUCUCGGCCGGUGGGAGAUUUCGCCACCGGGUUCUCGCCGCCGCCGGCGGAGAUGGGCGACGGCGACGUCGUCUACGUAGCUGUGGGGAGGUCCCUGGAGAAGACAACGGCGCUGUUACAGUGGACUUGCAGCGUGUUCCCAGGGCGCGAAGUUGUCCUGCUUCACGUUAAUCGUCCUUCUCCCUUCAUUCCAACUCCAUUGGGAAAAUUGCCAGCUAGUCGAGCAAAUCCUGAUAUGCUGGCAGCAUUUAGACAUGAAGAGAGAGAAGAGACAAUGAAGCUAUUGUCUGAUUACCUGAUGAUUUGCAGCAGAUCCAAGGUGAAAGCAAGCAUUGUUACAACUGACAGUGAUGAAGUUCAAAGAGGAAUUGUGGAAUUGUUUCUCAAGAGUGGGUGUGAUACCAUCUAUAGACGUAGCCUGUCCUCUUCAGCAAACAUAUUCUCAAGGAAUUCCUCCUCCUCAACAAAGACUUUAGAAGAGUUCUUGUGCAGUCAGCUUGAGGAUUUGAAGCGGGAAGUUCAUGAGUCGAGGGAUGAAGCCUUUCUGGCACUUCUCGAGCCUAGAGUGUUGGAAGAUGAAGCCCUCGAGGCAUUUAGUAAGGUCAAAACUCUGGAAACGUCUCAUUCUCAGGAGGAGAAAUUAAGGAUGGAGGCGGAGGAGACACUAGGAAGCAUAAUACAAGGAGAGGAAAAGCUCGUUGAAGAAAAUGCAAAGUUAACCCAGAAUCUGCAGAAGAGCAUGCGGAACAUAAGCGUCCUGGAUGGGCGGGCCCACGAAGCUGAGCGCAGGUGUGAGGAAGUUGCAGAGGAACUAAAGCUCGUCCAAGCUUCCGUAGCAAGCCUGCUUGACGAGAAGCAGAAGUUGCACGGGCAGAAAAACGAGGCUGCAAGGUGGCUCGACGGGUGGAGAAAUCACGAGAAAGUGGUGACUAUUGGGUCAAAGGUGGAGGAGAAGGUGAUUGAGUGUGACACGGAAGCUGCCACUUGCAAUUUCUGUGAGAGCCUAAGGAUAGGGCAAGGAGAGUAUGGAGUCGUGUACAAGGGUGAGAUUUCUGGCCUCAAGGUUGCUGUAAAGAAGCUGCAUGCUCAUAACAUGCAGAGGCACGCCGAGUUCAACACAGCUGUUCAAGUUGUAGGCAAACUACGGCAUCAUCCCCAUCUCGUGAAACUAAUCGGAGUAUGCCCCGACUCGUGGUCCCUCGUGUACGAAUACUUGCCAGGUGGCAGCCUUCAGAACUACCUCUCCAACAAAAGGAACAUGAGCGCCCUCGGUUGGAAGACCCGAGCGCGAAUCGUAGCCGACAUUGCUAGCGGCCUCCACUGCAUGCACUUCUCGAAACCAAAAGUCGUGCACGGGAACCUGAAGCCCGAAAAUUUAUUCCUUGACCAUGAAAACAGGUGCAAGAUAAGUGACUACGCGGACAAUAUGCUCUUGCCCAACAGAGCUUUUCGCUGUUGUUCGGGCUCGGGUAGUGUUUGCUUGUACACUGAUCCUGAAUCCUACAAAAACGGGUCACUCACCCAAAUGUCCGACAUUUAUUCUUUCGGGGUUAUUAUUCUCCAGUUGGUGACGGGAAAAACAAAGGGGAGAAUAGCAGGGAAGGUGCGGAGGGCAGUAUCGUCAGGAAAAAAGAUUGCGUCUUUGUUGGAUGUGUCGGCUGGGGAUUGGUCGGCUUAUGUGGGCCGUAGAUUGGUGGAGUUGGGAUUGCAAUGCUGUGAAAGGAACAGUCGGGAUAGGCCCGAAAUGACAGAGUGCCUCGUCAAGGAGCUCAAGUGCAUGCCGUUCUUGGAGGAGCAAACCGUGCCAUCUUUCUUCCUAUGCCCAAUUCUUCAGGAAAUAAUGCAUGACCCCCACGUUGCAGCCGAUGGUUUCACGUAUGAAGGGGAAGCCUUGCGGGGAUGGCUGCAAAGUGGUCGUGAAACUUCUCCAAUGACGAAUUUGAAACUGACGCAUUUGGAUCUAACUCCCAACUACUCCCUAAGGCUUGCUAUUCAAGAAUGGGUUGCCAAUCUCCAGAUUACCUCCUCUUGAUUUCCGUCCAUCUUUGCACGUAAAAAUGUACCAUGUAUUGAUGGGACUUUGUGCACGGAUUAUUACAAUAAUUAGUCAUUGGCUGGGGGAUUCCUCUCUAUUGAUUAACGAGCAAUUUAUUAUCCACCUCUCACUUACUGCUUCUCAUUUUCUCGACCUUGCUUCUAUUCUGCAUGGUAUUAGAUGAACUCCAAGUUUAUGUUUUUGACCUUGGACACCAUUCUACUUAAGUAGGUGGAGCUCUGCUUCUGUGCAUAGUCCAAGACAUUUGUCUUAAUGAAACCCACUCCAAGCAACAAAAAUCCGUUUUCAGAUCUCCUUUCACUUAAUCUUAUUUUCUUUUCUCGACAAUUCCGAAUUACAGGCUUGUUGGUUUUAUGAGAGAUAUUAUUAGACGAUUAAAGAAUUAAAUGCCUCUGUCUGAUUUAUUUAGUAGAAGACGUUGUUGCAG
Striga asiatica is the source of this 2804-nucleotide messenger RNA. The record is from the annotation of a GenBank genome assembly. Lineage: Eukaryota; Viridiplantae; Streptophyta; Magnoliopsida; Lamiales; Orobanchaceae.